This is a messenger RNA of Vigna unguiculata (cowpea), 1098 nucleotides long. Its product is annotated as glutathione S-transferase U19-like. The record is from RefSeq and is a predicted model, not a curated record. Lineage: Eukaryota; Viridiplantae; Streptophyta; Magnoliopsida; Fabales; Fabaceae. Gene Ontology annotation, molecular function: glutathione transferase activity. Gene Ontology annotation, biological process: glutathione metabolic process. Gene Ontology annotation, cellular component: cytoplasm.
AAAAUUUGAAGAUGGCAAGCAAUAAGCACAGAGACCAAAGUGCACUGGCCUGUUGAAGUCAUAUUUUAACAAUCCAAAGCCCAAAACUAGCUAUAAAUAAACAAGUCACAACCUUCUUUUGAACCAUAAAUACUUUCUUGUUACUUGAUCUGCUUCAACAUUUUUCCGUUUUCCUUGAAUCAGUAUGGCAGAUGAAGUGGUUCUGUUGGAUUUCUGGCCAAGUCCAUUUGGGAUGAGACUGAGAAUUGCACUUUCUGAAAAGGGUAUAGAGUAUGAGUACAGACAAGAGAAUUUGAGGAACAAGAGUUCUUUACUCCUUCAAAUGAACCCGGUUCACAAGAAAAUCCCUGUUCUCAUCCACCAUGGCAAGCCCAUUUGUGAAUCUCUCAUUGCUGUUCAGUACAUUGAUGAGGUUUGGAAUCACACAAAUCCCUUUUUGCCUUCUGACCCUUACCUGAAAGCUCAGGCUUUAUUCUGGUCUGAUUAUGCUGACAAGAAGAUAUUUGAUGUUGGAAGGAAGAUUUGGACAUCAAAAGGAGAGGAAAAAGAAGGUGCCAAGAAGGAGUUGAUAGAAGCCCUUAAAUUGUUGGAGGAAGAGCUGGGAGACAAGACUUAUUUUGGAGGAGACAACCUUGGUUUUGUGGAUGUAGCACUUGUCCCAUUCUACACUUGGUUCAAGGGCUAUGAGACUUUUGGCUCCUUUAGCAUAGAGAGUGAAUGCCCCAAGUUUAUUGCUUGGGCCAAGAGGUGCCUCCAAAGGGAGAGUGUUGCCAAGUCUCUUCCUGAUCAACAUAAGGUCUAUGAGUUCAUUGUGGAGCUAAGAAAGAAGUUAGGCAUUGAGUAAGUUCAAACUUGAGCUUAAAUGGCCAUGGUGAAGUAUUGGUCUUCCAUUGAUAUUCAAUAAUAUUUUAUAAAAUAAAAGUCAUUUGAAUGUGCCAAACUUCAAGUACCAUGUAGUUUAUUUAAAUUUUGCGAUGUAUUAUCUUCCAAGAGUUUAUUGGUUUUGUAAUAGAGACAAAUUGCCUUGAGUACUUGCAAGUUCCGUUGUCUCCUUCAUAACUCUUUCAAUUAAAGCUUUCAAGGGGCAAUAUUAUCUUA